AUGUGGAUAUUCCUGGUACUAAUCGUGCCAGUAGUGGCCAGUCAGCAGCCAUGGGUGCCGUGUUCGGAGCUAAACGAUGAUCUUCGCUACCCUUGUCGGUGUAGAGUGCAAGUGGACAGAGCACUGCAGUUACGCAUCUUGAUGAACUGCGACAGGGUAGUUUUUGCUGGGGAUUUUCCAUCGUUUCCAUACGGAGCGCCAAUCAUCUCGUUCAGUCAAAGAUGGGCAGGUCAGCAGUCUUUGCCAACGCAGAUAUUUUCAUCAUAUGGCCUACCACUCAAGGAAUUGGAUUUUUCACACAAUAGUCUUCGACGUUUGCCUGAUCGUCUUUUGGCAGGAAUUCGAGGGAACAUCACCAAAGUAGUUCUCGCGGAUAAUCUUCUUGGAGAUAAUCUGAAUCCAAUAUUCUCCACAGCAGAGUUUCAUAACUUACCUGCCAUAGAAGAAUUAGAUUUAAGUGGAAAUAAUAUAAGGGGUUUGGAAGAGGGACUCUUGAUUGGGUGUGAUGUUUUAAAGGUAUUACGCCUGGACCGUAACAAUAUGAAUUUCGUUCCAUCUUCCUCACUCAACGGCCCGCAGUCAUUAAAAGUUCUCUCGCUCAGGGAAAACAGAAUAGGCACAAUACGGCAAGCGGCGUUUGUAUCACAAAAGGCACUAGAGGAAAUUGAUUUGCAUGGUAAUAUGAUUUCAACGGUAGAAGGCGGUGCGUUUAUUAGUCUCAGUGAACUACAAAGCCUAGACCUCGGUCGCAACAGGCUCUCGAAGUUUAAUAGCGAUGUCUUUCAAGGAAUCGAGAAUUUAGAAAAAUUGGAUCUCUCCGAGAAUUUUAUUUCUGAUUUUCCGACAGUUGCUCUAAAGUCAUUUGCUAGUCUUAAAAAUUUAAAUCUAUCCAGCAACAUGAUAUCGAAUAUGGAUCCGAGCCAUCUCAACUCACUGACCUCAUUGGAAGUGCUGGACUUAAGUAGGAACAAUCUGGUUAAGCUGUCUCCUGGAACUUUUGUAGGCCUAACUGACUUACGUUAUUUGGAUGUUGGGGUUAACUCUCUUCGAACUGUGGAGGAUGAUGCAUUUGAUGGUUUAACAAGUCUCCAAACUCUUCUAUUAAGGGAUAACAACAUUCUACUUAUCCCAACAACAGCACUAUCUCGAUUGCCUAGUCUGACGUCAAUUCAUUUGGGAUUUAAUCGAGUGACAGCACUUUCAAGCGAUAUUCUAAAAGCUGUUUCAGACCGAAUCAAUUCUUUAGUAUUGUCGCGGAACGUGAUAAGAGAAUUGCCACAAGGCGCAUUUGAACAUUUUAAAAAUUUGAGACAUUUGGAUCUAUCAGGGAAUCUUUUAAACUCUAUAUCCGCAGAAGUAUUCAGUGGACUGGAGAUGACGCUAGAAUUUUUGUCACUUAGUCAAAAUAGAAUAUUAGGUUUUACUGGACAACAACUUAAAUUUGUAAAUCUUUGGUUUUUAGAUAUUUCUGGGAACCAAAUUUCAGAAAUUCCUGUUGAUGCUUUCCAAUAUAUUCCGAGUUUAACUCACCUCAACAUGAGUCAUAAUUUACAUAUUAAUGUCUUGCCACAAACUGUAUUUAACCAAAACGAUGCAUUGUUGUCAGUCGAUAUUAGUCAUGUGGGAUUGAAAGCACUUCCAGUUAAUUUAUUUUCAAAAAAUCAUAACUUGGAGCAAAUUUACCUCUCUCAUAACAAUUUACAAGAAAUAUCUGAGGGCACUUUUAAGAAUCUCAAAAAUUUGACACAUCUUGAUCUUUCAUAUAAUUAUAUUGUAACAAUAAGAACUCCAGCAUUUGUAAAUGUGAUGUCUAUCCAAUACUUGUCUUUAAAGGGGAACCAAUUAAAUGCAUUUAAAGGCGAAUUCUUUAACACCGGAACAAGCUUAGAAGUUAUUGAUGUUUCGGAUAAUCAAUUAAGCUACUUGUUUCCUUCCUCGUUCAAAAUUCAUCCACGACUGAGAGAAAUUAUACUUACAAAUAACAAAUUCAACUUCUUCCCUUCUGAAUUAAUAAGUACUUUACAGUAUUUAGAAUUAGUGGAUUUAUCAGGAAAUGCUCUGAAAAAUGUUGAUGAACUUGAUUUUGCUCGUUUACCGAAGUUAAGAUCAAUUCUACUGGCGAGAAAUGAACUUGAAUCAGUCAGCGAAAUGGCGUUCCACAAUUCAAGUCAAAUUCAACAUUUAGAUCUUUCAUUUAAUAAGAUUGAUCGUUUAGGUGACAGACUUUUCGAAGGUCUUAUUCGAUUGGAACAUUUAAAUUUGGCUGGAAAUCUUCUAACAGAGUUACCAGAUAAUGUUUUCGAUAGAUCGAGACUUCAUAUGCUCGAAUCAAUUACUCUCAGUCAAAAUUUGUUCGAACAAGCUCCACUUAAGGCUUUACAAAAGCAAUACUUUUUCGUGUCGUCAGUUGACUUAUCACAUAAUGAGAUUAUUGAAAUUCCAGCUGAAGAUAGUGUCAUGGUCAAUAUUAAAAAGCUAGACCUUUCAUUUAAUCCUUUGUCUGAAAAAACUAUCAACAAUGUUUUAACCGAACCUAAAACCGUGAGAGACCUAAACUUAGCGGGUACUGGUAUAAAAUCAGUCGGACAGCUAGAAACUCCAUUUUUAUAUAGGUUAAACUUAUCUUACAACAAUAUAACAAAAUUGUCUGAAAAAACUUUUGUUCGGACAACUUUAUUAGAAUCAUUAGAUCUAUCUCAUAAUCAAAUUGGAGACAUUUCUAAUUCACUUUCAAUUUCUUGGCCAAAGCUGAAAUAUCUUCAAAAAUUGAACAUUUCUGAAAAUCCAAUCAUAAUGGUUCUAGAAGGAAAUUUUGAAGGACUUUCGUCACUCCGUAUUUUAGAUAUGAGAAACUUAGAAAAAUGUACAAAAAUUGAAAAGAAUGCCUUUAGAACAUUAUCUAAUUUAGUAGAACUCCGCGCGUAUGGGUAUCCGCGAUUAGGCUAUUUCGAUGUACAAGGAGCUUUACAAUAUGUAUUAGCUUUAGAAAAAUUAGACGUGGAAGUAAAAGAUACGAAUAUUGGACCUGAUCAAUUACAUUCGACGUUACAUCCACGUCUUGAAGAAUUAGGACUUAGAGGUAAUCGAUUAAAGACAGUAUCUUCGGGCGUACUUGCAGGACUUAAAGCUCCAGGCAUUAUAGUUCGUCUGAGAAAUACAUCGGUUUUGAUUCUUCCCCCUGCAUUACUCUUCCCUCUACCACGUUCAUCACGAAUAACAAUUGAUGUGGGUGGAAGUCAAUUAACGACUUUGCAACCGCAAUUAUUAGUUGCACUCGAUGAUCGUCGAGCAGAUUUAUCUAUGUUUGGUUUAGAUACAAAUCCCAUUCGUUGUGAUUGCAACUCGAGAGCUCUAAGACGCUGGAUACCAACCGUGGGUAUUGAAGAGGUUAGAUGUAAUUCUCCUGAUUAUUUAUCUGGAUACUUGCUUACCGAGAUAGGCGACGAUGAACUAUCCUGUGAUACUAAGAGAAAAACUACCGCAACAUCAUCCUCAAGUGUAUCAACAACGCUACCGCCACGGCUUGUACAUCGCACCUCAGCAGAACCUGAUAUUAUUUGGUCAGUUGCACCAUCACAUGAGCGACCAAAGGGUGCUGGUGAGCCAAAAGGUGCUCCAGUUAUUGGUGUAGCCACAUCAACAAACGAUGACAAUUUAAUAAUUGGAAUUGUUGGUGGAGUAGUCGCAUUUAUAGCUAUACUUAUUGUUGCAAUAUGUAUUGUUCGGUUGCGCAUGACGACGACAUCAUACAGAGGUGGUCCGCUGGCUAACAGUCCGGGAGCUGGUGCUGCGCCUCUUUGGGGAGCAGCAUGGCCUGGUUAUGCGGCUACAUUGCCACCGCCAUCGUUGUCUACAGCGACACUGCCGCACAAAGUUCAAAGUGGUCCAGGUUCCGUUCGAUAUUUGGCACCCCCACCGCCAGCUCCAUACUUUAUAAGCUUGCCACCACACGAUGACAAAAUCUAUCGGUGAAAUAAGCUUCAUAUUAUCCAUUAGUGUUCUAAAAUAUAACGUGUAAAUACAAUAGUAAUAAAUUAUUGGAUGUGGUUCUCCCGAAAAUGACGCUUGUAAUUUGUGCUUUAUUUUAAUCAGUGUAGAAUGUUGUCUAUUACUCUCUAAUUAUGAUAUAUUUUUUAAUAACGUUAAGUAAGUAUAACUGUUUGAAUGUUGUAUUGGUUAUUAAAUACAGUUAAGAUCAGGCUAGGUUUGAUUUAUCUAGUCACAAAUUGCAGGUUCAAUAGAUUGCUUAAACAAGAUACAGCACAAAUUUGUGUAAAAUAAUUUAUUAACCUCUAAAUUAUAACUGAUUUUAAGCUGCUAUAAUAUAGAUAGUGUAGUAUAUUUUUAUUAGUUAUAGAAAAUAAACUUUUAUAAAACAA
Messenger RNA from Melitaea cinxia (Glanville fritillary), 4379 nucleotides. Its product is annotated as protein artichoke. Bases 1 to 3972 code for a protein of 1323 amino acids. The record is from RefSeq and is a predicted model, not a curated record. The transcript has 6 exons. Lineage: Eukaryota; Metazoa; Arthropoda; Insecta; Lepidoptera; Nymphalidae. Gene Ontology annotation, molecular function: protein binding.